Humulus lupulus (European hop) is the source of this 1206-nucleotide messenger RNA. Its product is annotated as membrane protein of ER body-like protein. The record is from RefSeq and is a predicted model, not a curated record. The transcript is spliced from 5 exons. The coding region runs from base 1 to 1206 and encodes 401 amino acids. Lineage: Eukaryota; Viridiplantae; Streptophyta; Magnoliopsida; Rosales; Cannabaceae. Gene Ontology annotation, molecular function: manganese ion transmembrane transporter activity. Gene Ontology annotation, biological process: intracellular manganese ion homeostasis.
AUGGAAGCAGUGAGGCUGUUGAACAAGGUCUCCACGGAUGUUGAGAAAUACGAGAGAACGCCACAUAAUUACGAUACUAAAUCCGAAAAAGGGAAUGAUGGAAGAUUGGAAGAUGGAAGAGUUGUUGUUAUGACCAAGGAAAAUGCUUCAGUAGUUCAUCAGAUAUUGGAUUUGGAAGCCAAUCUAAACCCUAAAUUUACACUAAAAAGUGAUCCCAGUAGUAGUAGUAGUCAUUGCUUAAGGGAGAAAAGUAUAGAAGAGUUAAGAGAAUUAUAUCUUGAAAAAUUAUAUAAAGAAAAGCAAGGUCCACAUGAGUUUUAUUGUCCUAAUUGUAAGGUCUGCAUCACAAAGGUUUUGGUUAAAGAUCAGCCAAAAUUUACACCAAAUAUUCUUGAUGAAGAUGAUGAUGAUGAUCAAAUUGGACCAAUCAGAUGCACCUCAUGCUUCAGUUUUCUCAUUCCUACAGGAACAGGAACAAUAACAGUACCAGAACUACUUCCGGGACCAUUAAUGGACCCUAGAAGUGGUAGUGGUAGUGGUAGUGAGCAUGAGCAAAGGAGUGAGUGGGAAAUGAUGAAGAGCAUUGUUUAUGGUGGAUUAGCUGAAUCAAUUACAAGCUUAGGCAUUGUUACCUCUGCUGCCAGUGGUGAUGCUUCUACAUUGAACAUUGUAGCUUUGGCAUUGGCAAAUCUAAUAGGCGGAUUAUUUGUCAUUGCUCAUAAUCUUUGGGAUCUAAAACAUGACCAUUUAAAAGUCCGUACAAGUGAUGAUGUCACAGAAGAACAGUCAUUGGAUUUGGAUCGAUACGAAGCAAUUCUUGGAAAGAGAAGGCAUUUUGGGUUUCACACCUUAGUCUCCAUAUUGUCGUUUCUCGUUUUCGGGUUAGUACCUCCUGUCGUUUACGGCUUCUCGUUCCGUGAGAGAAACGACAAGGAUCUCAAACUCGCAGCAGUCGCAGCUGCCUCUCUUCUAUGCAUCGCUCUACUGUCGUUUGCUAAGGCCUACACCCAAAAGCACUCCAAGUACAUCAAAACGGCAACGUAUUAUGUUGUCGUUGGGUUUGGGGUGUCGGGUGCUUCUUACUUGGCUGGUGUGUUUGUGAACAAGAUGAUGAAGAGGCUUGGGUGGUUCGAGCCAAGUCCAACUACUUCUGCCAUGCCGGUGUAUCUUGGUAAAAUGAGCAUGAGUGCAUGGGAUUGGGAAUAA